AUGGCUUCUAAACCUAGUUUAUGGGGUAUAUUUGUGUACAAACUAACUAUGUCAAAUGAAACUAAGUUCGUAUUUUCUUCAACUUUCUCUGUAUCUUCAUCUAAGAACUUGAACUUUCUAAAAUGUGUUUGGGAAACUGGAGGAAGUCAAAACAAUAAAUGGAAAAGUAAAACAUGUUCAGUGCAAAAUGAUCCUACAUUAGCAACAUUUGAUGGAUUUGGUUACUGGCCACAUCAAUCAUAUAUAAAAGAUUCUAGCCAUUACCUUUUGUAUAAUAAUACAGAAAGUUUGGCAGAGGUUCAGAUUAAAACUAAAUUAUGUGAUGCGGACAGUAGUUUUCACUCAUAUACAUCUUCAUGUACAUGCGCUGUGGCAAUUCAGGCCGGUGGUGACGUAUUUUUGAUUGAUAUAUGCAGUAAAAUAAGACGAGCGGAGUUCAUGAAUUGUCGUGGAAAUGUCCUCAAUGUAAGAGAACUCAAUGCAAGAAGUUAUGAGGUAUAUCUUCCAACUGGCACAAAAAUUAGAGUUUAUAUAAGUUCAUAUCACACAGCGAACUUUUUAAAUGUUUAUAUUAACCCAUCUCCGUCUGAUGUUGGAAAUACGGAAGGUUUGUGUGGAAAUCUUGAUGGAAAUGGAGAAAGAGUAAAUAAUACAUACUUCGAAAAAUGGAAGUUACAACAUAGUUUGUUCAAUACGGUGCGUUACAGUCUUCCACCAACAUGGACGUACGAUCAUAACGUGUGUCUAUGUCCACGCGCUUUUCCAAAUGCCACUUUGCCAGUAUUACAGAAUGGUCAUAAAGAUUCCAGGGCAAUAUGUUUCUCCCAGCAGUAUGCUACAUGUACAGAUAACAUUCAACUUCCAGGAGAAAAGAAAACAUGCACGAUAAGAAACAAAAGAUCUAUUAAAAGGCAUAGAAGAAAUAUAGAAAGGUUGCUCGCUCUCUCAUUGUUAAGUAAGAAUUCAAAUAGCCGUGUCCGCAAGAGUACUACCAAUUCUCAUCUCACUGAAGAACAAGCAUACAAGGAAUGUCUUGACGUAUUCAAAUCAAAGCCUACAUACAACAUGAUAAGUGAUUUACCUAACAUAGCAUUGAAUGACUCCUUGUCAGCAUGUGUCAAUGAUAUGAUGGUUGACGGUCGAGAUUUCUGGAAGGAAGAAAGUUAUAACAGUUGGGUUAGUGUUGUGGCUCAUGAAAUCAGUCGUAACGGAACGUUCAGAAAAGACAAGUCAGAGGUUGUCAGAAAUUUUAGCAGUGUCACAUGUCCAUCGCAAUGUAACGGUAAUGGGAACUGUAUCAAUGGAACAUGUGUAUGCAACGACGAUUACGUUGGCGAUUCUUGUUUUGUUAAGAAAUCAGCACUUCUAGAACUUACCGAUAUAGAAGGUGGAGGUGAAUGCGAUCUUGCUGACGGGGAUGAUUGUCAUGAUUGUCUACAGUUUCACACCGAGAACCUCUUGAAAGGGUUCAAGUGCAGGAUUGAUACGGUCGAUCUUGAUGUAAACGGAACAAUUAUCUAUUCUGAUAAACAUGAUCGUAACGGGGAAUAUGAGAGCGUAUUUGACGGAUACUGUUGUCCCUCGGCUGUAGAGCGAAGAAGGAAGAAAAGAGAUGUCACAGCUAAUACGUUUACUGUUAGAUACUCUGUAUCUGUUAGCAACGAUGGAAUACACUACGGGCCAAGUAGACAUGUUCAUGUCUUUGAUUCGACAUGUCAGUCAUUUGUCGUGAUGCCAACAGGCGACCUGCUUUUCAGUUUGAAGAAAGACACAUGUUAUAUAGAUAGUCAGUGUUACAGGGACAGUGACCGAAGUCUUCCAAAUCAAGACCUCGUCUGUUGUCCAUCAGUUUCUAGCUACCAGUGGACAGAUCAACAUGACUGCGUACCUCCAACCAGCAAUCAGGACGGCGGUGAAAGUAGCAAACUUGAAAUUGUAGCUGUGUCUGUAUCAGUGUCAGGAAUAUUGAUUGUUGCCUGUGUAGUGGUAUUUGCCAUUUGGACCUACAAAAGUAAAAAGCGGUUCGUUUGA
Messenger RNA from Ruditapes philippinarum (Manila clam), 2031 nucleotides. Its product is annotated as von Willebrand factor D and EGF domain-containing protein-like. The record is from RefSeq and is a predicted model, not a curated record. Lineage: Eukaryota; Metazoa; Mollusca; Bivalvia; Venerida; Veneridae. The transcript has 10 exons. The coding region runs from base 1 to 2031 and encodes 676 amino acids.